AUGGCGCUGGCUGGCGAGAGCAGCACUGGCACGCCGAGCCAGCAGGUGAGGGUGGGCAAGGGUGGCCAGGCCAGCUCCGGCAAAGCGGACCAGCGAGCUCAAAAAGUCAUCGACUCGGUGGCGGCCUGCACGCUGGACGAGGCCACCACCCACCCAAAGUGGCAGGCGCCCCCGGCCGACCGUGCAGGCAUCCAGAAGUUUCUGAGCACCGCCGACCAGAGGCUGAGGAAGCUUGGCGACCUGGUCAUUGCCAAGCAGGCCGCGGGCGACAGCACGAAGGAGCAGUUGAUGGAGAUCGCGGUCAUCAAGUAUCAGAAGCUGGUCACGAGGAGACCGAACGACCAGCUGCAGGUGCUCAGCAAAAGGCGCAAGGCCCUCAAGCUCGAAGUUAUCGCCCUCGAGACCAAGACGAGCGAGCUGCGGGACGACCUCAAAGCCAAGCAGCAGGAGUUGAGGCAGGUCGAGUCCAACAUCGCCGACGUGCGCGCGGUGCUCGCCGACGGCGGCGCGGCAGACGACGAGGGCGACUGGGACACGGACGGGUUUGGCUUGGCGCCGAGCUGGGAUACGUUCCACAAGGCCGUGAUCGACAGGCGCCUGAACAGCGAGGCACCUGGGGACGGACCUCCAGCAUGGCCAGCGGGAGCGGCGGGGCGCACGCCACGCUCAAGAGCCAGCUCUGCAGGCAGCGCAACCAGAGGCUUCGCUGAUCAGGUGGCUAAGGCGAACGCGGAGCGAGCACAUCAACAGCAUCGCCAUGCUGAAGCCGAGCAGGAGUUCGCUGCUGAGCAGGCAGAAGUCAGGGGGGUCGCCCGUGAGCAGGCACUCCGCCACAACGCAGAGCAGGCGAAGCUCAGGCUGGCCCUGAAAGAGGAGUCAGAGCAGCUGCAGCGCACCACCGAAGCGGAGAAUGUAGCGCAGCAGCUGCAGCAGCAGCAGCAACACAAGGCUCUCCGCCACGAGAUCAAGAAGCAGCAAUCUGAGCAGCUUGAGUUUGAGACGCAGAUGGAGGCCAGGUUGAUCAGCCAUGAUGCAGCAUACAGCCAAGUCAAGUCUGAGGCCGAGGCGGCGACCCAACGUGCAAAUCACCUGCGAGAGCAGCUCGAGAGCGCCCGUGCGGAGCACCGCGCGCAGCCACAGCCCCAGGAUAGGGUCUACCAAGACCUACUGCGGGCACGCGCCGAGGCGCAGGAGGCAUCGCGGCAGGCCCAGCACGAGAACGCCAAAGCGACAGCUGCAGCUGGCACACUCAGGCAGCAGCUCAUCAGGCAGGAGGUGGUCAUGGAGGAGAAGCUACAGGAGGUCAAGAAGGACCACGCGCUUGAGCUCGAGGCUGCCACUGAGUCAGCCAGGGUCCAGGCAAUCGCCCAGGGCCAGGUAGUCGCCAACGCCAAAGGAAAAGGAGCCCUGCCGCCGGCAGAGGCGGCCAGGCUGCAAGGGAUCAUCCAGACAGCAGUACGGCAGCAGGAUCGGCUCAAGCAGACCAAAAGCGAGCUCGAGGCAGCUGAGGCCCGCAUCCACGAGCUCCAGCAGUACUCCAAGCUCGAGGCGGGUGCGGCACAUCGUGCAGUCCAGGUCGCCUACCACGAAGCAGCGGAGUUGAGGAGCGCCAACGAGGAGCGGCAGAUUCCGCACGAGUUGCAGGCACUGCAGUUCGCCCUGCUAAAGACCAGAGCAGAGGAGGAGAAGAUAGCGAAGGCCAGCUUGAAGGAUAAGGAGGCAAUGAGGGCGGAGCUUGAAGGCAGUGCCGAGCAAAUACGGUCGCAUCUCACCCGCCAAGUCAUGAUAGAAGAGGCGAAUGCACAUGACUUGCAGCUGCACGCAGAAGGCCUGCGACAGGAGCUGAGCAGCUACGCGGUGCAGCUGAGCGAGCAGAGGUCCAACGCGGAGGUGCAGGAGCAGGCGCUGGAGGAGGAGCUCGCCCAGGCCCUCACCUUCAGGAUCGCCAGCAUGGAGGAGGCCUCCGCCAUGGAAGACUUCGCCAGCCAGCAGAGGACUGGCAGGGAGGAGGCCAUCCACCUCGCGCUGCAAGAAAGCCUCCAGCGAUCCCGCACGCUGCACACCGAGCUCGACGCCAUCUCCAUGGAUGACUACCAGGAGGCCGCCGGCCUGUACGAGAAGGUGAUCUUCAUCCCAGCUUCGCCAGCGCCUCUGAGUGAGAGGUCUCUCACGCCCACAGUACCCAUCGGGCAUGACGAGCAGCGCGGCCAAGGCGGUGGAGAGGGAGCCGACAGCUUCGCAUUGACCCCUCCCCAUGCAUCCCAGCAGAGCGCGGAGGAGGCAGCAGCCAGCAUCGAGAGGCAGUACGAGGGCAUCGACACCCUCGCGCGCCAGCACACCUCAGCCGCCGCCGCAGCUGCAGCCCUUGAGGAGGCCUUUGGACCCGCGCCCGCAUUUCCAGGAGAAGACAUCAGCCAGGCCCACAAGGGUCAGCGGGUAGACUCGGGUGAGACAGGCCGAGGCCGCGUCAAUGUCUGCGCCGACGUCGACACCACGACCCUCCACAACAUGGCAAGGCUAGCGCUGGAGAUGUGCCCAUCACGCGAGCUGCCGACCAAGCGCGCACACAUCUACACGGACGGCAGCUACAACGGCAUCCCACAUACAGCAGCCUGGGCAGUAAUCAUUGUCGACGAGUACGACGACGGGUGUAGCUCACGAGGCCCGUUCGGCUUUCGGGGUUUCAUUGCUGGCAAGGUCACCGAGUCUCUACACGACAUGGCUAACAACGAGAAGGUGGCGGCAUAUACGGCCGAGCUCACGGCAGUGCUGCGGGCACUCAUGUGGGCUCUUGGUCAAGGCACCACCGCCCCCAUCGAGAUCACGUCUGACGCUCUCAACGUCAUCAACCUGGCAGCCCAGUGCGCGAUCCAGCGGCCCAUCAGCACGACUACCAUCAAGGCCGACCUCUGCUUGAAUCUGUGCACUUACAAUUGCAGAUCCCUUAAAGCCGCCGUCAACUUCAAGUCGGGCAAAGGCAAGGCGGCCAGCAAAAGCAAGCAGAGAAUCUCCAAGGUUACGCACCUAGCGGCACAGUUUUCUGAUAUGGGCCUACACGUGGUGGCCCUCCAGGAGACGCAGAGCGACGGAGACGUCCGCAACGUUGGCACGGACAUGGCCAUCGCCUGGGCGUAUGCCCCCCAUGAAGACUCCCAGGCGGCUGAGAAGACAGAGUUCUGGGAGUCUGCUCAGCGAUUGUCUGCCAAGUACCACGUGGACAUCUUCAUGGGGGACCUGAACGGGCGUAUCGGCGACUACGAGUCCCCAGGAGUUGGCACCAGCGGGCACCCAGAACCGACCAAUGGCAAUGGCAAGCACAUCAUUAGCUUCGCAGCCGACACCGACAUGGAGGUCACCAACACCACGAAGGAUCCAGGAAACAAUUCCUACACGCACAUUGGAUCUAAGGGGCAGUGCCACAGGAUCGACUACAUCCUGCUGAGCUCCUCCAUCGCCCCGUACGUAGCGAGCUGCAGCACGGAGCCAGGUCUUGACCGAGGCACCGCUGCACAAGACCACAUGCCAGUAAUCGCCACCCUCAAGUGGGCCGUCUGCAAGACCACCAAGGCCUCAGGGCCGCGGCCCGACCUGACAAACCUAAACAACGAUGACGCCAAGGCCAGUUUUAAAGAGAUUCUCAAGCAGGCCCCGAUCAUCCCCUGGGAGGUGGACGUCAACACCCAUUGCGAGGAGGUCACCAGAGUCGUCAAUGACGCGGCCAUCCAGGCCUUCGGCAAGGCCGUCAAGGCAGCGAGGAAGCCCUACGUCACCAAGGCCACCAUGGGCCUAAUCCGUGCCAGGUGCCUCACACUUCGAGUCCAUCGUGCAGUGCUCAGAGCAGAAGCCCAUGACGACCGACCUGGACGAUUAGUAGCCCACGCCCACUCCCUUCUUGGAGGAGAGGUCGGCGCCUCAUUGGCCCUGUGGAGCACAGAGCGUGGCGACGACGAUGGCACCAUCCUUGACAUCCACUACUAUGCGCACCGCUUCCUGAACUGGACGAUCUCGCCCAUGGUCUACGCCAUGGCCAUCCACUCCUUCCUCACCAGGUCUGGGCUGCUCAUUGCCGCGGCCGUCGAGAAGGACCGAAGCGCCUUCCUCGGCCGGCUAGCCUCAACUGCGUCUUCCGCCUCUGCGGCGAACGACGCGGCGGCCCAGUGGAAGGCCGACCGUGACCUAUUAAGGUACGGCGGGAGGAAGGCGCGGUUUCCAGCGGGAAAGCCGAUGAGGCUCGACAAGGAUGGGGAGGUGGUCCACAACUCCCAGGACAUGGCGGACCAGGAGCCCAACCAUUUCGCCAAGAUACAGACAGGCAAGAUCGUGUCAGCGGACGACCUUGCCCAGAAGUACAACCAGGACAGCAAGACCAGGCCCUUCGACGGAACGCUGGAUCUCUCCAUGGUGAUGCCCCUGCACGUCUGCCAGGCCCAGUUCGCCGCGGCCAAGGCUGGGGCGCAAGGAGGCCCUGACGGGCUCACGAACGCCGUUCUCAGGGCGGCUCCUGCAGUGGCAGCCGCGAUACUGCACCCCCUCCUCACCAAGGUGGCGACCACGGUGCGGGAGCCGCUGAGCUUCAAGGGCGGGGAUCUGGUCGCCAUCCCCAAAGGCAAGGGCGACCCCCGAUACCUCCUAGCCGAUCGCGAGAUCCUCUUAAACAACGUCCUGGGCAAGCACCACCAUGAAUACCUGAGGGCCAUGCUUAACACCACCCUCGCCAUAGCGCUGGAGGACAUCCAGGUUGGCGGCCGGCCAAAGCGAGGGGCUGACAUGGCAGUGCUAGCAGCGCGCCUCUUCACCGAGAGAAGCCAGGCCCAAGGGAAGUGUUCCAUGAUCAGCUGCUAUGACUUAAAGGAGGCUUUCUACUCGGUUGUCGUCCAGCUGGUCCACGGCAUCCCAGGCGAAGAGGACGAAGUCAGGGAGGCGCUAGACAACCUAGAAGUUCCCCUAUGGGCCCAGCCGCAGCUGGAGCACCUCAUGGCCAACCCAGGGAUUCUCGACACAGUGUUGGAUGGCUCCCACCUGGCUGCCCUCAUCGCCGAAGGGUAUCGCAAUAGGUGGACAUCGCACAGGUUCUCCCAGAGCUUCAUGGCGCCGCACAAUGGAACGAGGCCUGGCGUGCCCCUCGCCGGCGCGGACUUCAAUCUGCUCUUCGGCCGAGUCCACCGCAUGAUCGACAGCUACCUGGCACAGCGAGGGCUCAGGUACCAAGAGCUCACCAUCACGGAGUCAAGCGUACCACUCAAUCAGCACUACCGAGUUGAAUGGAGAAGGUUCGAGCAUCACCGAGCCAAGCGCUACCACUUCGACCAGCACGACGGUGUCGAGCACCACAGGUUCGAGGGCCAGCUGGCAAGCCACUGCUUAAACCAGCAUGACUGGCCCGAGCACCACAAGUUUGGCAUCACAGUCACAAACAGUAUCGCGAUGACCAGCACGACCGAGGCGCGGCUCUCGAGGCUCGGCGAGCUCGCGGCCGACGGCGCCUGA
This is a messenger RNA of Prorocentrum cordatum, 5487 nucleotides long. The record is from the annotation of a GenBank genome assembly. NCBI's taxonomy places the organism in Eukaryota, Dinophyceae, Prorocentrales, Prorocentraceae.